AGAUUCAACGCUAUCUAGUGGUAGCCUACUAAUAGACGAUGAGAACAGUAUGAGAAUAAAAAAAGUCGUAAACUCUUCGAAAAAGACGGAAUAGUGAGGUGGAGAGAGGCCGAGAGUUGAUACGGAAUAGCAAAUACGAAUCGAGCCGGAGUUUCGUCGAACAAUGCGUUGAAUCGUCCUUUUUGUACGACAAAUUAUUACGCUUCGUUAUACAUACGAAUGGAUGCGAGAUUGGCGAAACGUCACAGUGACAUUCGCGCGAAUUUACAAUGUAAUUAUACCGUGGUGAUAUUCAACAUAUAAGUGCUGCCUGAGGAGGAGGCAAAAAUCAGCAACAUGACUGAAGGUGCAGAGACCCAACCGAAUGCGGGAAAUGAGCCCCAAACAGAAGCCUUAGAACCAAGGGCAACACACAGCGAAGGAUUACAUGAGGGAGUAGGGGAAUCAACAUCGCAAACCAUUCUUGAACCUAUGCAAGAGCUUCUUACAGUUCAUGGAACUACGCAAGGAGAAAGCAGCGAUGCUGUCAGCAUUUAUACUGCAAGUACCUCGGUAUCUGGUAAUGAAUCAAGUUCGAGUAGAGUUAGUGCAAUAACUGUUGUGUUACCUUGGGGUGCUCAGAAAGAGACAGUAAAGCCACAGCAAAUAGGAGACAUGGAUCUAAGACCUGGAGAAUAUGUGAUGCGUAUUCUGUUCGCGGAAUUUACUUCACAGGCGGAAAAGAAAAUGGAAGCUGUUAUGACAGAACAUGAAAAACAAUUAUCGAAAGUGUUGCAAAGGGGAGAAGAUGCACAAUUUGAUCAACUUUUAUCGGCUUUCGGUUCCGUUGCCGAGCACUGUUUGCCGUCAAUAUUGAAAGCACUCUUCAAUUGGUAUGAACGUCAACUUGUAGAUCAAGGCGGUGAUCAUAAAAAACCUGCUCCUGGGAAGGAAGACCAAAAAGGAAAAAGCAUUAUGUAUACAAUAGUAUCGGGAAGUGUAGAAACAGUUGAAAGAAGUGAAGCAGAUCUCUUGCAAGAGCGUAGAGACCUUGCUGUUGAAUUUAUAUUUUGUUUAAUGCUGAUUGAGGUUUUACGCCAAUUACCAUUUCAUCCUGGGCAUGAAGAUUUAGUAACUUAUAUCGAAAAUAUUGCUUUUAAACACUUCAAAUACAGAGAAGGCAUACAAAACGAACCAAAUGCAGCUAAUAUUCAUAUUAUUGCUGAUCUUUAUGCCGAAGUAAUCGGAGUUCUGGCGCAAUCCAGAUUUAUGUCAGUGAGAAAACGUUUUAUGGUGGAACUGAAAGAAUUACGAGCUAAAGAGCCAGGUCCUCAUACUACACAGAGUAUUAUUUCCCUAUUGAUGGGGAUGAAAUUUUUCCGAGUCAAAAUGGUACCAAUAGAGGAGUUUGAGGCAUCAUUCCAAUUUAUGCAAGAAUGCGCUCAAUACUUUUUAGAAGUGAAAGACAAAGAUGUUAAACAUGCUUUAGCUGGUCUUUUCGUUGAAAUACUCGUUCCAGUUGCUGCUGCUGUGAAAAACGAAGUGAAUGUACCAUGUCUGAAAAACUUUGUGGAGAUGUUGUAUUCGACAACAUUAGACAUGUGUACGAAGUCCAAGCACAGACUAGCACUUUUUCCAUUAGUAACUUGCUUGCUCUGCGUCAGUCAGAAAACGUUCUUUUUACAAAAUUGGCAUUACUUUUUAGCUAUGUGUUUGUCUCACUUGAAGAAUCGUGAUCCAAAAAUGUGUCGCGUUGCAUUAGAGGCAUUAUAUCGUCUACUCUGGGUUUACAUGAUACGAAUAAAGUGCGAGAGCAAUUCGGCUACGCAAAGCAGACUGCAGAGCAUAGUGAAUUCUCUAUUUCCUAAAGGAUCAAAGGCGGUAGUACCGCGAGAUACUCCGCUGAAUAUUUUUGUGAAGAUUAUUCAGUUUAUUGCGCAAGAGAGACUGGAUUUUGCGAUGCGUGAAAUAGUGUUUGACUUGUUAUCUGUCGGACGACCGGUAAAAAUAAUUUUAACUCCCGAACGUAUGAGUAUUGGACUUCGAGCAUUCCUCGUUGUAGCCGAUAGCUUGCAGCAGAAGGAUGGAGAACCGCCAAUGCCGCGCACUAUGGGUGUACUGCCAAGUGGAAACACCAUGCGUGUUAAGAAGACAUUCUUAAAUAAGAUGCUGACAGAAGAUACUGCACGAAGCAUAGGAAUGUCUUCGUAUUUCCCACAUGUACGCCGUGUCUUUGUCGAUAUCUUGCGCGCGUUAGAUGUUCACUAUGGCAGGCCUCUCAUGAUGACCAGUACUCAAAAUAUGAACAAGGAACCGGAUGAGAUGAUCACCGGGGAGCGCAAGCCGCGAAUAGAUCUCUUCCGAACUUGCGUUGCCGCUGUUCCGCGACUGAUUCCUGAUGGAAUGACUGGUGCAGAAUUAGUUGAUUUACUGUCUCGUUUGACAGUACACAUGGACGAGGAAUUACGUGCAUUGGCAUAUCAAAGUUUGCAAACCCUAGUAUUAGAUUUUCCUGAUUGGCGACAGGAUGUCGUACUCGGGUUUACGCAGUUCCUAGCUAGGGACGUGCAAGAUACAUUCCCGCAACUCGUCGACAACGGCUCGAGAAUGCUGUUGCAACUGCUGACCAGUUGGAAGAACGCUCUGACGAGUCCCAGUAUAAGGUCUAAGGAACAAUCGGUAGAUAAUACACGGGUGAAUAUACGAGUAGAUGUUGGCAUCAAGAAGUGCGAAUCAGGCCAGAAAGUAGAACCUGUGUCAAAUAUAUUCUAUCUGGUAGAAGGAUUUGCGUUGGUUAUGCUCUGCAAUUGUCGCCUUUAUCCUCGAAGAUUGGCUGUUCAUAUUCUUCGCGAAGUUAAGCUUUUAAUGAAGACUUUAGGAGGACCUGAAGAUGAUCAGUCUGUUAUUGAUGUGAUUGAUGCUUGCUGUCCCAUUGUCUUGGAAAAAUGUUAUCCUAUGUUACCACCAGCUGAAAAAGCAGCCGCCGCAUCUACGUCUAAUGUGGAUUUACAAUGGAUAGCAGACAGGAGUAGUUGUGUUUGGACAGCUGGAUUUCACGAUGAAAACAGUACCAAGAGUUCUUCUUCGCUUAAUCUAAAUGGGGCUGAUCCAUGGGCCAGUUGUCUAUUUGCCUUUCUGGAAAAGGAUAGAGUACUCACUUUAUGUCCAAAUGCUGUUGCUCAUUCUUGGCCCAUUGUCUUUACUCGCAUAAACUCUCUGUUUUCAGUAGUGGAUCCCACUCCGGUAAAUGACAACAGAGCUUCAUUACUGAGAAGUUCGACGACAGUGAGAAAACCGAUAAACGAGAGAGACGUUUAUAUGCAUAUCUGGAAAAAUUAUCUGACUUUUGGAUAUAGAGUCGUGCCACCUGUACCAAAUCCGGUCGUUCGGUGCGCCAGUCCAGAUCUCAGUCUCAGCUCUUCGCCAGACAGUUUAUCCGCAGAACGUGGUGAUAACAAAUCACCGGGUACAAACGCGAGCCCGGCAGCCUUGUACAAGCUGACUGUACCUUUGCUGAGAUGCGAGGCUGUCGACGUCAGAGAUGCCGCGGUGCAGGCAAUUGGAAAAGUGAAUGCUGAUGCUUUAAAAGACUUGAUGGAAGAAUUGGUUCCUUACAUCCGGGAAGCGGUAGAUCGGAAACAGGAAAAUAUGAGACGGCGAAGAAGACGUGAUGCUUUGAGACUGCAGCUAGUAAGAGUACUGGAAUUAAUUGCCGAAUAUGGAACAUUCGGCAUCUGUUCAGCGGUUUUAGAUCGCGAGACACAAUCCUUACAUCCUACAUUCGUCGAGUACAUAGAUGGUGCACGCAUUUAUUUAGAAAACGAGACCGAUAAGGAAGCACCUGCUGUACGAGACAUUAAAUUGCACUUCUGUAACUUCAUCAGGAAAAUGAUUAAGAGUUUUUCACUGGAGACAUGUUACACCUUGUUAAAGAGGGACUUAAGAAGAAAUCUGUUCAUGCUCUUUGCUAGUUGGGCCGGUGUUUAUGGCAAACCGCUUACAAGCACGUCGUCUAUGCAAGAGGAAGAAAAAUCUUGCACGGAAUUGCAACUUUCAGCCUUGCAAGCUAUGAGUGGAUUACUCUGUUGUGGAUCGUGCUUUAAUCCACAAUCGCUUUCGGAAGAGGGUGCCAUUUUAUAUCAAUGGUUGGACUCAUUAUUGGCCAGUAAAGAUGAAAAGAUUUAUGCACUCGCACGUGAAACCGUCGUAUUGUUGCUCGAGGGAAAUCCCGAUAUUGGUACGCUUUUGGAUUGGGUGGUGGAUCGAUGUUAUACUGGCGCUCCACAAGUAGCCGACGGCUGCUUUCUCGCUUUGGCAACAAUUUUCAGCGCCAGGGAAUAUCCUUGCGAUCACUACACUAGCGUCAUCAAUGUCACGUUGAUGAAUACAGGAUGUCCUCGCGCUCCGGUCCACGAUGCGGCGCUUCAACUUCUUCAACUGUUAGAUCAACGUUUUUUCGGAAACGUAGGUCCGCUUUCAGCUACAGAACUUGAGGCUGGACACAAUGACCCUCUUGCCAGUUCCACUGCAACUGUGACUUCCGGACCAGGUCAACAAAGUAAUCCUGCAGGUGAAAUUUCCUCCGGUGGUACAAUUAGAGGUGGCACAUUAGAUGUCCUCUUAUCAACCACUUAUUGCCGCAGUCAAAUGUACCUUUCACGACAAUUGGCUCAGUUACAUCCGGAGCUCACGAUGCCGAUGUUCAGCGAAAUUACACAUCGAUUUCAAACAGCCCGUAGAGAAGUUCGGCAAUUAUUGCUGCAGUAUUUGCUACCCUGGUUACAUAAUAUGGAACUUGUUGAUCCUAAUGUACCACCACCAUCUAAUCCGUUGAGUUAUUACCAGUAUUACACGAGCGAUGUAACACGUGGAGGAACACGUAGAGAAGGCUGGGGCAGCGCAGAAGCGACGGAGAUGGUGCUCAAUAAUCUCUUUUACAUCACAGCAAAGUUUUCGGAUGAGCAUCCUAAAGAGACAGAGGAACUUUGGGCGACUUUAUGUGGUUGCUGGCCGAACAAUCUCAAAGUUAUAAUACGCUAUUUGAUUAUCAUCUCGGGGAUGGCGCCUCAAGAACUGCUGCCAUAUGCGAAACGUGUUGUAUUGUAUCUGGCACGGGCUCGUCCAGAUCGUCUCGUCGAUGAAAUGAUGACGGAAUUAGAAACGGUCGAGACUCUAAAUUGUUUAAUUGAACGGACGGAAACGCCACCCUUUUAUCGGCUCACCAGCAUGCGGAAAGCCUCGUCGCAUAGCGACGCUCCAGCGGCCGAUCCUGCCAAUCCUCCCCGUGAUCUCGGCGUCGAGAAAGGUACCAUCCAUACGAAAAGACAUUCCGGAGAAGAUCCCGUCAAAACCGGUUCCAAGUCCGAUACCGCGCUACGAGCACUCGCGGGGUUUCAAACUCCAAGGGCGGAAAAGACGAGGACUGCAAGCGGUCCGCCAGUUCUUCCAGACGAUCUAUCAACUCCGACUACGGAAGCCGAGUUAACUACCGACGAAUCGUGUUACGCCGCUCGUAACGGGCCCGUUGGAGUAAAUGGAAAAAUGCCAUGUGUCGACGAGAAGUUCGAUAUUCCUCAACCGCAUCCUUUACCGAUGCCAGAAUACGGCGGAUAUUUUGCUCCUUUAACUGAGUAUUUGCCUGACAGUUCUCAGCCAAUAAGCGGAUUCCACAGGUGCAAUAUCGCCGUGAUGUUGCUCACUGAUGUAGUCGUCGACGGAAUUCAGCUGGAUUGGGCCAUACACGUCCCUUUGAUGUUGCACAUAGUCUUUCUUGGAUUAGAUCACUCGAGGCCAUUGGUGCGGGAUCACUGUCGUUGCCUGUUGCUGAAUCUAUUGGUCGUGCUUGGCGAUCAUCGCGAUCAUCUUGGUGUGGCACGCGUACUUCUUGCCUCCAAGACGGAACAAUUGGGAUUGGGAUUAUCCACACCGGCGUUGCCAGUGCUGGAACACAACUUUACGGAAGUGGACCCGGAAUUCGACAGUUACCUGUAUGGUCCUCCACCAGUUCCGCCACCCACAACUCCACCAAUAUCAUCUUCGCCACCUCCACCCUCUUCGCCCCCGCCCCCGCCACCUCCUCCGCCACCGCCUCCGCCACCGCCUUUGCCUCUCGAUUCUUCAGCAUCUCUGUCGGUACCUCCGCCGCCUCCACCUCCUCCACCUCCGCCGCCGUUACCUUCUUCUUCAGUUGCGGACAGUACACCUACUCAUUCGUCUUUAUCAAAUUCGACAUCGACCCCGCCGUUGUCGAUGAAUCACGGGAAUCAGUCGGCAGCAGAUGACAGUAAAGAUUAUGGGAAUUCUCACGCGUACGAAUCAGCAGUAUGCAAUAGCUGGCCAAUCUCGAGCGGAACGACAACGAACACAGUACCGCCCGUCAUUGUAACUCCGGAAGAUGCGAACAAUUGGACCGGACCUCAACCAGGUCCCAAUAUGCCGAUACAGGACGUUAUUAAAUCCUUGAUUAAUUUUCUAGCAUCUAGAACAAACCAACCGCUGUGGAAUUACGAGGACAUGACUGCCAAAGUAUGGUGGGUGCGUAGUGCCGAGCAACUCACAGUAUUAUUACGACACGUGUUACGCGUCUUUAGAGAUUCGUUGCCUCAUGCAUUAGUCAGCCAAAGAUGGGCACAAACGGCACUGCAAUUGGGUCUUUCUUGCUCAUCCAGACACUAUGCAGGAAGAUCUUUGCAAGUUUUUCGUGCGUUGCGUGUUCCUAUAACAUCUAGGAUGUUGUCCGAUAUCUUAUCCAGAUUGGUGGAAACAGUCGCCGAGCAAGGCGAGGAUAUGCAGGGAUACGUAACAGAGUUGUUGCUAACAUUAGAAGCAGCUGUCGAUUCGCUCGAAUCGGAUUUUAGACCGCUCGAUUUUAUGAAAGAGAUCUUCAAGUCGACGCCUAAUCUGAACAAUAAGGAUCCUGUGUCGGGAAAUGUAAUCGGAGGAAAACGCAGUCCAGGUGGAGGGAACGGUUAUCCGGUUGGACCGCACAUGUUCUCUCACUUAAAUCAAGGCGGACAUACAAGAAGCACUAGCUACUCAGUCAGUUAUUGUAUGAAAAGGUCCAGCGGUGGCAAUUCUACGACCAGCGAUAUGAAAGAAGUUGACAACAGAGUCGGCGGUAAUAAAUAUCCCAAUUCGAACCUGUCGAGAUCAAGAUCAGCACAGUCCUUGAAAUUAUUGGGCGAUUCCGCGACGCAAGACGACAAGAUGACGAUAUUAGCACAACUGUUUUGGUUAGCGGUGUCUCUGCUUGAAUCGGAUUACGAACACGAGUUCCUUUUAGCGCUGCGACUUCUUAGUCGCGUGUUGCACAGACUACCGCUUGAUCGACCAGACGCCAGAGACAAAGUUGAGAAAUUACAACAACAAUUACGGUGGACUUCGUUUCCUGGUGUACAUGCGCUCUUAUUGAAAGGAUGCACUAGUCCGAAUACAUAUGAACCUGUCGUUACAUUGCUCUCUCAAUUUACACCUUUGUUGGAUCUACCAGUAGUCGACCCCACGCAAAGCCUCGCGUUCCCGAUGAAUGUUGUAUCGUUGCUGCCGUACAUGCUGUUGAAUUAUGAAGAUGCUAACGAACUUUGCAUCAGAAGCGCCGAAAACAUUGCACAAGUAAGCGCAGAAAAGGGGAAAAAAUUAGAGAAUCUUGGUACAGUUAUGACAUUAUAUAGCCGGCGUACUUUUAGCAAGGAAAGCUUUCAAUGGACUAAAUGCGUGGUGAAAUAUCUUUACGAUUCGUAUGCUCAUCUUAGUUUCAAUAUGCUUGCUUUCCUUGUGGAAGUCCUAGAAAAAGGUCCGAGCAGUGUGGCAUUGUCGGUACUCAGUAUUAUACAUUGCAUGUUACAUUAUGUGGAUCUAGCGUCUCCAGCUGCACAACCCAUCAAUACCGAACUUUUAAGAGUGAUCUCUAAAUAUGUUGAGGGCACUCACUGGAAAGAAGCGCUUAAAAUCUUGAAGCUUGUAGUGACAAGAUCGUCGACACUCGUAGCGCCACCGACGUCGAUGCACGGUUCAUCCUGGGAUUCUUCACUGGCAUCGCCACAUCCUAGUUUCACUGAUACAGAGAUAUUUACGAAAAAGGAGCUACCGGGAAGGACAAUGGACUUCACAUUCGAUUUAUCUCAAACGCCAGUAAUCGGUCGACGUUGGUUGAUUCGUCAAGGUGUUGAAGAAAAAUUAAUUAGUUCGCCAUGUUGCUCCUUAUCUUUAUCGCCGGCUGACAAUAGCGCCAUUGCAGGAUGGAAGAGACCUUGGAUGUCACAGGGUCGUGUUAGAGAAUGUUUAGUAAACCUGUUGACAACAUGUGGCCAGAGAGUUGGAUUACCAAAGAGCCCAUCGGUUAUAUUCAGUCAAAGUUCGGAUUUGAUGGAAAGACAAUCAUCCAUGGCCUCUUCAACGGAAGAGGUUUCCGGUGCGAAUAACGAUUUGAGCGGAGGGUCUAGACGGGAUGACGAGCAGUUUGGCGUAUUUAAGGACUUUGACUUCCUUGAAUAUGAAAGUGAAAGUGUUGAAGGUGAGAGUACGGAUAAUUUCAACUGGGGAGUUCGACGUCGUCCUCUUAGUGAGGGAGAGGAACGAGAACCCAGUUUACGACAGUUCGAGGAAAGUUUAAGUGAAAAAACACUAUCAUCCAGCAAACAUACAACACGGCGUGGUGUGGCCGAAGAGUCAUCAGACGAUGAAGCCGGAUCGGAAUCACCUUUGGAUGAAGUACCAGGAGGUGUAUCCGGCACGGGCCAGGAAGCAAAUAGCAUCCCAGGAAUAUUGAGCCAAGUUAUAUUCAGUCAAAGUUCGGAUUUGAUGGAAAGACAAUCAUCCAUGGCCUCUUCAACGGAAGAGGUUUCCGGUGCGAAUAACGAUUUGAGCGGAGGGUCUAGACGGGAUGACGAGCAGUUUGGCGUAUUUAAGGACUUUGACUUCCUUGAAUAUGAAAGUGAAAGUGUUGAAGGUGAGAGUACGGAUAAUUUCAACUGGGGAGUUCGACGUCGUCCUCUUAGUGAGGGAGAGGAACGAGAACCCAGUUUACGACAGUUCGAGGAAAGUUUAAGUGAAAAAACACUAUCAUCCAGCAAACAUACAACACGGCGUGGUGUGGCCGAAGAGUCAUCAGACGAUGAAGCCGGAUCGGAAUCACCUUUGGAUGAAGUACCAGGAGGUGUAUCCGGCACGGGCCAGGAAGCAAAUAGCAUCCCAGGAAUAUUCCCGCCGUCCUCUCUCUCAUUGAUACCUAGUCGUACGCGUCACGAUUCAUCCACAAGGUCUGACACAUCUGGCUCGAGCGCGGGAGAUCUUGGCGAUGUGACACCCUGCAACGCGUCGCCCAAUCUGUCUGCAUUGAUGCCAUUUCGACAGGUCGUACGAGAUGACGCUGAAGAGAUCUGGAAGCAGCAAAUUCAAAAUCUUAUCACUCAAGCUCCAUACAAUACUUUAAGUUUCUUUCAAUUGUUGAGCAAGAUCUUGAGAGAUGUGAGCAGCAAAUCCGUCGGUCUAACACGCGAGGCGAGCGCUUUACUCUGCAACGGCAGCCCGGCUUCAUCUCAUUUGGGUUGUCAUUUAUCUAGUCAUGCCGAGUUACUGAGUUCAAAAGCUGAAGUCGCUAUAUUCGCGAAUCAGCGAUUAAAUGAAACGUUACGCUUUGGAAUGCUUGAGGUGCAAGAACAUUUGGAAACAUUUCUCGAUAGAAAGGACCAUGCCACAGAAUGUUUGGAGGCAGCUAAAGCAACCGCUAAGCUUCAGGCAUUAGGGGAUAGUCACACCACAGAAGCGGGCAUUGAAGAAAUGCUAUUGGAUCUCGGCAGAGCGCUCUAUAAGUUGCAUUUUCAACUUUUGUUGUUAAUUGAAGCGUCAAACAAAAUGCUAGGAGCAUUAAUGACCGCCGCUAGAAACGUACAGAUUCCUCUGCAGGACCUAUCCGUCGAGAUCGCCGUUAUGAAGAUAACUUUAAGUAGAGCGCUCGAAGAGAGCACUGAAAGUGAACGAGGAACACCCACUCCAACACCCAGUCCUAGUCCAUUGCCAGGUACCGGAGCCGUGGAAGAAGUCGCCAGAAUCGCCGAACUUUUGAGAAAUGCACGGUGGUGUCCGGCACUCGAAGCUGUCAGACUGCACAGAGCACAAUGGCCCGGUGAUCCUUUUCAUGAUGACGAUGAUGUGACAACUGCCGUUAAUAUGUACUGCAAAUAUAUAGGUCAGGAUAGAUCGGAUAUAUUUGUAGUGACUAGGAAAGACGACGAGAUGUCAGAAAUAUUUGGCAGAUUGAUGGAAAGCCUGUUUGAAGUACUAGCGGCUGUGACGGGAUUGGAAGCGUCUACGAAAGCUGCGCGCAAUCAACAUGACCAUUCUAAUCACUCUAAAACCGACUGUUAAUAUGAGCUUUAAAGAUAUAGUAUUACGAACUAUUCGUUUGGAUUAAAGUCGGCGUAAAUGUAUACAUAUUUAAUUAUCGUAUAUGUGUCUAGGUAUCUUGUAUACGAUUGUAGGUAAAUAUACGUAUAUCACGCA
Molecule: messenger RNA, 10479 nt
Organism: Formica exsecta
Lineage: Eukaryota; Metazoa; Arthropoda; Insecta; Hymenoptera; Formicidae
Gene: fry
Product: protein furry
Biological process (GO): neuron projection development; cell morphogenesis
Cellular component (GO): site of polarized growth; cell cortex
Source: RefSeq, a predicted model, not a curated record